AUGACAUAUGAGAAGUACAUGAGAGGUCAUGUAUACUUGACUCCCGCCCCCCCCGAGGCCCAGGCCGCCCACCUCACCCCCCGGCCCAUGUCCACCAAGCAAAAGAGAAGAAGCCUAGAGCCACCCAACUUUAUGGCGCCAUCUAAGACAUUGGUAACAGCAGGUUCCGUUCCUCGCGAGCCUGAGCCGGUCAACGCGAUGGGGACGGAGCCAGAGCUCGAGCCCGAGCCGCUCCCAACGCCUCCAGCGACAGCCCACCUCAGCACUCGACGCGAGAUCCACCGACGCAGCAAGGCACAGCUCAGCGGGAUCCUCGCCUCAGACGCACACCACCCAGACUGGGCCGGAAUGGUGAGAGAUGGCAAGGAAGAGCAGCACCAGCAAGAGGUGGAAUGGUUGGAGGAGCUGCAGCAACAGCAGCAGCAGCACCAGGAGGUGGCGCGCCCAAAACGCAAAUCUCAAGAGGAAAACGCUAGUGGCUGGAGGUCAAAGAAGAGCAGUCAGGACGAUGACAAGUGGGACAUGACACCAGACGGAGGGUCAGCAGGGCGGGAAGGACGACAGUUUACCGUGUGGAACGUGGGGAAUAACGGGCGCAUCUACUUGAGGCCGAGUGUCCGACCGGCAAAUCAACGGUACCCCCAACCGCAGUUCGUGUUCCCCACGACUCCGCCGAGCACCGCAGGCUUGGAUGCCCUGGCAAUUGGGAAGCGUGGGGGGGACGGGGAUGGGGACGAUACGGCGACACCAUUGACCGAGAGAGGGUGGACGCCAACUCCUGCGCCACAGACGCUGGCCACAUCAUACCUCACCAGUAGGGGACCAUUGGCACGGACACGUCAGCGGCGUGCAAUGUCGGACUCGACCAUCCCCGACACUAGUGUUGCCCGUGAAUCAGAUGUCGGAGGCUUCAAAAUCAUCAUCACCCAGCCCGGCGAGGAUCAACGGCCGAAGACCUUGGAAGAUAUCGAUGCGGGUCUCUCCCCCCUCUCCCCCCUCUCCCCCAUCCUCGACAUCUCCAUUCCAUCCUGGAGGAUUGGUACCCCGCGGUUCAGCAUGAGAGGGACCCCGUUUAUUCAUGGAUCAUCAUACGCGCCCACUGAAGAAAUGCACCCGAGCAACCCGUCGCUUCUCAACCGGACUCUGCGCGACCCAACCCCCGAGUUACCCGUCUCUGCUAGUCCAGAUUAUGUGCCGCACAUCCAACCACCAAGUCCCCGUAACCUGGUCAUGCCGCGCUUCCCCCCGCCGCUUCGGUCGACCUAUCUAUCCACACACCUCGUCGUCGAGCCUGCCAUGUUCGAUGCGCUUACCUUCAAACCAGAGUGUGAUGACCGCUCCAUUGUCAGAUACGCACCAUCGACGGGCGCCGUGACAGCUGCCAGCCCACCGCGACUCGUGGCCGAAAUUACAUCGCCCAGCUUCUUAGACUAUGAUCUGCUGUCCGACUUCUUCCUUACCUUCCGCUCCUUUCUCGAGCCGGCCGAUUUGUUGCGCAUGCUCUUCUCUCGGCUGCGGUGGGCAGUGGGCCAAGCAAACGAGGAAAUAGGCACCGUCGUGCGUGUACGGACCUUUGUUGCCCUCCGGCAUUGGAUUCUGAAUUACUUCCUGGAUGACUUUGUGAUUGACCACGGGCUGCGAGUUCAGUUUUGCAAUCUGCUCAACGACUUGGUGGACGAAUUAUCGCAGGACUUUGGGGAGCGAAAACCCUGGGUGAAGAUCUUGACAGAGCUGAAGAAGUGCUGGCGGCGUGUCUGCGCACAAUUUUGGGACGGCCCGGAUUUUGAUGCCUCGGCCGGUCCAGAUAUCCCAAUAUCUCCAGGAGGAAUCGCGGGGAACCGUGACUCCAGUUUGAAUCCGAGUAUCUGGGAGAGGAUGGACUCGGAUCUGCUGCAGUUGGACGGAUUCUUUGUGCCGAAUUCAAAUCGAGAGGAGAUGAGCUUCAACGCCGGUGUUUUGAGGAGGCAACCCAGACACAUUGAUUAUACCGUUAUCAGUGGUAAUCGCCCUGGUACUCCGGACAACUCCCCGAUCGAGGAUAUUGGGAGAACCCAGACCUCACCGGGCAGUAUUACGAGCGUGGAUGUGAUAUCUUGUUCGUUCCCAGCCAAGAACAUGCGGUUUGCGCAUCCAGGGGCCAGUCAUCCGUUGGCAGCACACCCAGUCGAUCCGAGUUCCGUGGCCAUAAAUGCAGACAUGGUCGCGACAACUCCCCGGGCAUUGAUGGGCAAACGAGUUCGUCCUCAGCAUAAGCGGAAUGGGAGCCUUACGGAUUCCUUGCGAGAUCAUGGGCCCUCAACUGAGAGAGAGCUCUACAAGAACCCCGAAACUUCUCAUCCCUUGCUUUACGCCGGAAAUUUGGUCAGGGGGAACCUUUUCCCCCCAGGGCAACCGUUCGUCGAGAUUCUACCGCCCAGUGCAGCAGGUGGACCAAGCCGCCGGGCGACAGUGUUUCAGUCGCACCCCGCCGAACCGCAGAAGGACAAGCUGAUGGCAUCAGCCAUGUCGGGACAGGGGAUGAGAAGGCUGCUCGGCAGUGUUCGUCGCGCGUUGAGCACAAAGGGUCAGACAGUGUCCCCUACCCAAGGCAACUUCAUCAACAUCUCACCAAUCGGACCGCGAGGGGCAACGACGAACAGGCUCCCUGGGACUGCGAUAGUCCCGCAAGCCCGGUCGCCCCUGAACGGCGCCAAGUCCCCGGUUCGCAUCGACCUCCUCGGCGCGGAGAUCGCCGAAGAUUUCAAGAAGGCCGUGCGGGAAGACAGCGCGGCAGAAGCAGAAAGGCAGAAUACAUUAACAGGCGGCCCAGCAACCGAAGCCAGUUACCCAGACGAGAUGCUCGAGCGGUCGGAAGCGUUCGCUAGCAACCACCCGGGCUUCAGACCACUCAGUGAUAUGGCGAUCACCACGGGGAGCAAGUCCAUCGUCAUUGUCGAUGAUACCCUGCCCAUGGGCACGCCUCGCAUGACCGGUGCUCUCCCUGCUGUGAAUUCUUCCGUCGAGGCUUUUGCCGAGAUGUUCAUGCCAAAUGGCGCUGAUCUGACGCCGCCAAAUACUCCGCCCGGUCGCCCUAUGGGCACACCCCGAAGGUCGUCACACAUCUUCAUCCAGCAGGGCCCGCACCCGCCCAUCCCCGUGGAUCCACUCUCACCCUCUCUUCCGGACAUGGACACGGUCGGCCCUGAUUCCACCAUAGCUCGGCCCUCGGAGGACGCCGUCCGGCCCUCCUUCGAUCAGUCACUGGCAUCACCUUACCUACCUCCCCUGAGUGGAGUGGGAGGCCACUUUAGACACCCUUCGAGUAGGUCUUAUCGGUCGAAUUCAUCCAUUUACCGUCGCCGGUAUGCGUCUUUUACGAGUGGCACCGCACCUCAGCCAACCAUCCGAAGCUUUGACGCCACUACCUUCUCCGAGGGGUCGAUUGACUAUAGGGCUGAUGUCCCCGCACCGCAGCCUCUUCGGGUCCUCAGGAGACGCCCAGGUGGGGAUCUCCGGGCUGUUGCCAACGUGGGCGAUCUCGAACCUGGUAGCCUCAGGAGGUCCAGGUCAGUCGGAUCUUUGACCACUUUCACGGACUCGGUGAGAAGUUCGUACAUCCAGAGCCCUACCGGAGAUUCAAGCGGGUUCGUGAAUAUAGUCAGCAGCGACUAUUCGCGGGACCGGGCCGAGGCGUUCUCUCUUGGCGCCAUUGCAGAGAAGAAUCCGAAGCGGGGUGUCUCGUUAUUCAGCACACACUCGUCGAAGCCCGUUAUGCGUCCAUCAUUCGAGGCCGAAGCAAAGAAGCUCGCCCAGAUCCCGGAUGAUGUAGAUGACGACGGCGGUGUUGAGUCUGCUCUCUUGAAGCUGGAGGGCAAAUACCAGAAAAGGAUGACUCGAUUUUCCAUCGAUCCGCUCGGUCUGCCUGCAGCGGCGGAUGAACCCUUCCCGGCUGCUGGACUAGCGGAAUAUGGGCCUACGACAAUGUCGGAGAAGGCCGAGCAUCGCCAGGUGCAGGUAGCCGAUGACCAUUUGGUGCUCUUACCUUCAUCACCUACCGCUGGAGAUGACCAGGGGAGUUUGCCCGCUCUAUCAAGCCUCGGAAAGCACCACGAAGAUGUCCUCUCCUUCUUAUCAGAAGAGUCUCGCAGCUCAUACUGCUCCAUUCCUCUCCUGGAGCGAGGCUUGACAGAUGACGGGCGGAGCAAGAAAACCGCCACGAGGGAAUGGACGGACCGGUCCGUUCUCCGUGCAUCUGACGACGAUAGCCCGAGUCCCAUGAUUCAGCAGAAUCCGUUCGACUCACACCAUCCAUCGUAUGACUUCGUCAAGAAGACCGAGAGUAUGGAGAAGAUUAAGCCCGGCGACACUGCCCCGACAUCCAGCCCUCCUCGACCUAGCACGGAGCAGUCGUUCUUGGACGUUGACAGCGACGACAGCGGCGACAACAGCGAUCUCUCUUCCGAACUAUCGGCAGAACUACUCGGGUCCGGAGACGAUGGAGUGAUGUUCGCCCCUCGUCGUCAUGGGAUAGCCGUCUCCAAUUUACCAACACACCCACUCAAUGGGGAUUCGCCGAGUCGCGAAGCUCCGCCUCAUCCAAGCAUGAAUUCGCCGUCCUCACCUAUGACCCUCGUACAAGCGCUACAAAUGUCUCCUCCAAACACCGCGACCAUCCCUGUGCUUCAUGACCAUCAACUGUGGGGAGACAAGCCGCUACCGCCAACGCCAGAGACAACCCCGAUCAUGGCGACGGCUGCAUAUGCACUCAACUCCAACUCGCCAGUGGAUGCCUCCGGGUCGAAGGAGACGCUCCGGAACGUCCCGAAGCUUGAUAUUCCGAAUACUCAUACCCAGCACGUGGAACCUCAGCGUAACAAAUUCUCGGUGCAUCUGCCGUUCGUUCUGGCAUUCGACAGCGAGAUCUUGGCUCAGCAGUUCACGCUGAUCGAAAAGGACGCGCUCAACGAGAUCGACUGGAAGGAGCUCAUAGAUAUGCGCUGGAAAAAUGCCGAGCACAGCGGCAUCAAUACCCGCAGCUGGGUCUCGUUCCUGCGCGACACUGAUGCUAGGGGCGUCGAGGUCGUGAUAGCCCGAUUCAACAUCAUGGUCAAGUGGGCCAUCUCGGAAGUAGUCCUGACGCAAGGUCUGGAAGAGCGUGCGAGAUGCAUCGUCAAAUUCAUCCACAUCGCCGCGGACUGCCGAAGAUACAGAAACUUCGCCACGACGAGCCAGUUGACAAUCGCGCUGACCAGCAACGAGAUCGGCAGGCUAAGCAAGACGUGGGCAAUGGUCCCAGCGGCCGACAUGCGGACACUGAGGGACCUCGAGGCUCUCAUCAGCCCGACUAGGAACUUCUAUAACCUGCGCAGGGAGAUGGAGGGCGGCGGGUCUGUCGGUGCCGCUAGCGCGGACAUGGGCUGCAUCCCUUUCGUGGGCAUCUAUACCCACGACCUGCUGUUCAACGCACAGCGACCGAGCGAGAUCGCGAGCUCACCGACGACCGCGCCGCUCGUCAACUUCGAGAGGUGCAGGAUGGCAGCCGGUGUGGUGAAGACGCUGCUGAGGCUGCUGGAAGCGAGCUCGUUGUAUGCCUUCCAGCCGAUCGAGGGCCUGACGGAAAGGUGCCUCUGGAUGGGUGCCCUCAGCGACGAGGAGAUUCGACAACAUUCAGAGGCUCUAGAGUGA
Molecule: messenger RNA, 5664 nt
Organism: Phialemonium atrogriseum
Lineage: Eukaryota; Fungi; Ascomycota; Sordariomycetes; Cephalothecales; Cephalothecaceae
Exons: 7
Coding region: 1-5664 (1887 amino acids)
Biological process (GO): positive regulation of GTPase activity; Ras protein signal transduction
Cellular component (GO): plasma membrane
Molecular function (GO): guanyl-nucleotide exchange factor activity
Source: RefSeq, a predicted model, not a curated record